GCGGAAAUGACGAAGCCUGCGGAAGGAAACCGGCCCGGGCCGUUGCCGAGGGGACGGACCCGGGCAGGUGCCAACAUGGCAGCGGCGGGCGCAGGCGGAGGGGACGCGGCGGCAGGGGCAGCGGCUGGAGCCGUCGGGCCGCCGGGGGGGCACCACCAGCCUGGGCUACCCAGCGCAAGUCACCACCGGUGGUUGAAACAGGCAUCGCUGGCAGUGCUGGUGGUACAGAACGCGUCACUGAUCCUGAGCAUCCGCUACGCUCGGACCCUGCCCGGGGACCGCUUCUUUGCCACCACUGCCGUGGUCAUGGCCGAGGUGCUGAAGGGAGCUGCCUGUCUCCUGCUGCUAUUCGCACAGAAGAGGGGGAACGUGAAACAUUUUGUGCUCUUCCUUCAUGAAGCUGUCCUGGUCCAGUAUGUGGACACAUUGAAGCUGGCAGUGCCCUCCCUCAUCUAUACCCUCCAAAACAAUCUGCAGUAUGUGGCCAUCUCCAAUCUGCCAGCUGCCACCUUCCAGGUCACAUACCAGCUGAAAAUCCUUACCACAGCCCUGUUCUCAGUCCUCAUGCUCCGCCGGAGCCUGUCCCGCCUGCAGUGGGCCUCCUUGCUCCUGCUCUUCCUGGGUGUGGCCCUCGUCCAGGUCCAGCAGGCAGGUGGUAGCAAUGGGUCACCACGCCCAGGGGGCCAGAACCCUGGCGUGGGGCUGGCAGCUGUGGUGGCUUCAUGCCUGUCAUCAGGCUUUGCUGGCGUUUACUUUGAGAAGAUCUUGAAGGGUAGUUCAGGGUCGGUGUGGCUGAGGAACGUACAGCUGGGCCUCUUUGGGACUUUGCUGGGCCUGGCAGGGCUGUGGUGGGCAGAGGGUGGGGCCGUAGCCAGUCGAGGCUUCUUUUUCGGCUACACGCCAGCUGUGUGGGGGGUGGUGCUGAACCAGGCCUUCGGUGGCCUGCUCGUGGCCGUAGUGGUCAAAUACGCGGACAACAUCCUCAAAGGCUUCGCCACCUCCCUCUCCAUUGUCGUUUCCACAGCAGCCUCCGUCCGCCUGUUUGGCUUCCAGGUGGAUCCACUCUUUGCACUUGGGGCUGGCCUGGUCAUCGGGGCCGUCUACCUCUACAGCCUGCCCCGAACUGCUGCCGUGGUCACUCCUCCCCCUCUGAACACAGCACCGCUGGCCAGUGGCCGCCAUGCGGACCCUGAGGAGGAGCCCUUCCUGCCCAAGCUGCUGGCCAAGGAGAAGGGGUCGUAGCCACCCCCUUGUCUGAUUGGGGGACCGAAGAUUCCCAGCACCUCCCAUGUCUGCUCUGAGGAUCCCCUGGUCCUGUGGCUUCCCUGUGGAACUGGAGGCAGCUUCUUCAGUAUUAAGGCGUUAAACAUUCUCUUCCCUCCCCCCACCCCUCUGCUUUGCCAAGUUUGGGCUGAUGGGGAUUCAGGGUCUUCUCCUCUAACUCCCCAGGGUUAACACUACUGACCUCUGAUCCUCCCCUGUUCAUUGGCUGAGACUUAUACAAAGUAUUGAUUGAGCCAAGUUCUGUAGGGAAUAUUUCCUCUGAAAAUAAAUUUGUAACAGCUUC
Phascolarctos cinereus (koala) is the source of this 1567-nucleotide messenger RNA. RefSeq names its product solute carrier family 35 member A2 (gene SLC35A2). Gene Ontology annotation, molecular function: pyrimidine nucleotide-sugar transmembrane transporter activity. Gene Ontology annotation, cellular component: Golgi membrane. Gene Ontology annotation, biological process: pyrimidine nucleotide-sugar transmembrane transport. The record is from RefSeq and is a predicted model, not a curated record. Lineage: Eukaryota; Metazoa; Chordata; Mammalia; Diprotodontia; Phascolarctidae.